Molecule: messenger RNA, 1369 nt
Organism: Armigeres subalbatus
Lineage: Eukaryota; Metazoa; Arthropoda; Insecta; Diptera; Culicidae
Gene: Nup35
Product: nucleoporin Nup35
Exons: 3
Coding region: 219-1199 (326 amino acids)
Biological process (GO): nuclear pore organization; NLS-bearing protein import into nucleus
Cellular component (GO): nuclear pore nuclear basket; nuclear membrane; nuclear pore central transport channel
Molecular function (GO): nucleic acid binding; structural constituent of nuclear pore; phospholipid binding
Source: RefSeq, a predicted model, not a curated record
UACCACCAGAAAGAAACAACAAACUCAGCGGAGAAACCGCGAAAAUCCGUUCAAAAACAAAUUUUGAAGAAAAUUCCAUCAGCAUCUGAUUUUCGUUGUGAUAAAGGUGUUAGGAAAUUAAAUUUACUGUUCGUUAUCAGCGUAUUUAUCUCCUCCGAAUAGAACCGUGAAAUAAUAACGAAAGUUUUGCUGCGUUCUGUGCACGGUCAUCUGAAACAAUGGAACCAAUGGCGCUCGGUAGUCCAAGUGGGAGUCCUUUGCCGUCAACUAGCAACUAUUUACCAUCGUUCCUAAUGGGGGACACUCCUACCACCCCGAGAGCCAAUACUCUGUCACCGACCAAGGGCAGAACUUCGCUUGCCUUUGCACAGUCUCCUGUUGGGGGAAGUUCGUUAGCUGGACAGUCCAUGGACUACAGCCACGGUGGCCGUUCUGCAGGGAUGUCGCAGAAGUUUUCCCUAGGGGGACCCAACUUGAACCAGUCACACAACGUCAAUCAUAACACAAGUGUUGCCGGUCCACCUACGCAGGGACUCUUCGAUUCAUUUCGGAACGAGAAGCAACUGUUCCAGACGCCAAACAAAAACAUGACAACCGGUGGUCAGGGCGCUGCCCCGUCCACACCGGGAUUCCACCACCAGUCGGUUGGAAAUGAUUCUUCCUACCUCAAUCAGAGCGGGUUCAAUGUUUCGAGGGUGAUGUCACCGAUACCAUUGGCUCGGGAUCAGGAUUUUAUCCGGAACUCACCUGCCAUGAUGUCACAAACGCAAUCCACCGUUCCAGUCGGUUCGGACUAUUGGAUAACAGUGUUCGGGUUUCCCAUAUCGGCAUCUUCGAUGAUUUUGUCACAUUUUAGUCAAUGUGGAUCAAUAAUUGAAAAAGUCUUCGCUACCCAGAAUGGUAAUUGGGUCCAUCUGAGGUUCACAUCCAGACUCGAGUGCGAUAAAGCGCUAAAUUACAACGGUAAGGUCAUCGGCCAGAAUCUGAUGAUUGGGGUGCAGUACUGCAACGAUCCGAGCAUCGUGGGGAAAGAGAACGGUGACGAACGGAAAGAAUAUUCUCUCAGCCGAGUGAGAUCGUUAACCCACAUAGCUUACAAAAAUGCACAGCAUCCGACAGAUGUAGUUCCGAGCCCAACGGCACCAACGCGAAGUUCUGGCCUUGUAAAUAAAGCAAUGGAUAUCAUCUUCGGUUGGUGACAUGUGGCCGAAUAAAUGUAUCACGUCAUAUUCAGCGGAACGCGGAUUGGAUUUGAAUGUAAGUAUAUGUGCAGCAAAAAAUGUGGUUCGGUGUUUCCGGUCGAUAUGUAGUUCAUUUGUUAUGUUCACGCGGCAGAGAUAUUAUGGAUAAAGACGGUUACUGAAUGGUA